CACAACAAUAUAUAUAUCAAGAAGAAGCCUCCCUCUUCUCCAACAAAAGAAAAAUAGAGAAUUAUGUAUAUUAGUAUGGCCUUUGGUGCUACAAUGUUAAUAAUAGUAUCAUAUGUUUCAAUGGGGAGUGCAUUGAGCAUGAAUAGGUACGAUGUAUCAUGUCCCAAUGUUGAGGCUAUUGUUGCUAAGGUUGUAAGAGAUGCAACAUCUAGAGAUAAAACAGUCCCUGCAACACUUCUUAGAAUGCAUUUUCAUGAUUGUUUCAUAAGGGGUUGUGAUGGGUCGAUACUGCUGGAGUCUCGAGGUGGAAAUAAAGCAGAAAGAGAUGCACCACCAAACAAAUCUCUGCAUGCAUUUUAUGUGAUUGAAGCUGCCAAGAGAGCUGUUGAGGCUGUAUGCCCCGCCGUUGUCUCGUGUGCUGAUAUUUUGGCCUUUGCCGCUAGAGAUGCGGUCGUCCUCUCAGGAGGGCCGAGAUGGGAAGUACCAAAAGGAAGAAAAGACGGGAGGACAUCGAAAGCAAGCGAGACCUCAACACUUCCAUCCCCACUUUUCAACGUCUCCCAGCUCGAAAAAUCAUUCGCCCUAAGGGGCCUCUCGCCACAAGAGCUAGUCGCCCUCUUAGGCGCACACACCCUUGGCUUCGCGCACUGCUCCACCUUCGAGAAGAGGAUCCGCAACUUCAACUCCACCCAUUACGUGGACCCCACAAUCCGCCCCUCCUUUGCGGGGGUGCUGAGGGGCGCGUGCCCCCUCAAGAACAAGGCCCCCAACGCGGGCGUCGCCAUGGAUCCGUCCUCCACCACGUUCGACACCAACCACUACAAGCUCAUACUCAACCGGCAGGCAUUGUUCGCCUCCGAUCAGUCACUCCUCACCGCUCCCCAAACCAAGGCUUUGGUUUACAAAUUUGCAACCUCCAAAAGGGCUUUCCACACUGCUUUUGCCAAAGCUAUGAUCAAAAUGAGCAGCCUUAAUGGAGGCCAGGAGAUUAGGAAGGACUGUAGGUUUGUUAAUUAAAUUUAGUUUACAAAUAAGCAUUACAAUUGUGCCUUGUUAUUAUGUUAUUUUCGACAACUGUUAUUAUAUAUCCUAAUGAAGCCUAAUGUUGCUUCUCAUGCAUACUUGAAGGCUGCUGGAACUUUUUUAUUUUUUA
Molecule: messenger RNA, 1153 nt
Organism: Salvia hispanica
Lineage: Eukaryota; Viridiplantae; Streptophyta; Magnoliopsida; Lamiales; Lamiaceae
Product: peroxidase 64-like
Biological process (GO): hydrogen peroxide catabolic process; response to oxidative stress
Molecular function (GO): peroxidase activity; heme binding
Source: RefSeq, a predicted model, not a curated record